This is a messenger RNA of Linnemannia hyalina, 1377 nucleotides long. The record is from the annotation of a GenBank genome assembly. Lineage: Eukaryota; Fungi; Mortierellomycota; Mortierellomycetes; Mortierellales; Mortierellaceae.
AUGACCUCGUCCACCUUCCAAGAAGUCGUCAGCCAGUUUGUCCUCUCCAAGGAGCAGGUCGACAAGAUUAUCAAUGGCCUCAACGACGAGCUCAUCGAGGGUCUCUCGACCACCGACCCCAAGAACAUCACCCAGCAGCCCUCCUUCAUCACCCGUCUCCCCACCGGCAAAGAGACCGGUCUUUACCUCGCCAUCGACAUGGGCGGCACCAACCUCCGCACCGCUGCCGUCCACCUCCUCGGCGACGGUCAGGUUGGUGUCACCAUGGAGAAGCACGAGAUCACCCACGAGCUCAAGACCGGAACCGGCCAGGCCAUGUUUGACUGGAUUGCUGACUGCACCGCUGCCCUCUUGAAGUCUGUUGCCUUGGACAUGGGCAAUGCUGAGCUCCAGAUGGGAGUCACCUUCUCCUUUGCCAUCCAGCAGACUGCCAUUAACCGUGGAAAGGUCUUGGCCAUGGGCAAGGGAUUUGAUCUCUCCGAUGUUAUGGGCAAGGACCUCAAGGACUUGCUCGAGGGCGGUUUCGCUCGCAAGAACCUCCCCGUCACCGUCUCGGCCAUCAUCAACGACACCGUGGGCACCCUCGUCUCCCACGCCUACGUCUCGCCCUCGACCAAGAUCGGAGUCAUCCUCGCCACCGGCACCAACGCCGCCUACAUCGAGCGCGCCUCCGAGGUCUCCAAGUACAACGGCCCCGCCUGCGACCAGAUGAUCCUCAACACUGAGUGGGACGCCAUGGGCAAGGCAGAAUACCUCCCCCAGACCAAGUACGACAAGGAAAUCGAUGCCGUCUCCCUCGUCCCAGGAUUCCAGGAGUUUGAGAAGAUGGUCUCUGGUCUUUACAUGGGUGAACUCGUUCGCCUCGCCAUUGUCGACUUGAUCGAGCAGAACGCCAUCUUUGAGUCCCUCGGCGGCAAGGUUCCCGAGUCCCUCAAGCCCCGCUUGGCCUUCAAGACCUUGUUCAUGUCGACCAUCGAGUCCGACAACGAUUCCGGCCACUCUGCCGUCGACCGUGUUUUCAAGACUUCCUUCGGUGUCGAAGGUUUGACUGCCCAGGACCGCGCCCGUGUCUAUGAGUUGAUCCACACUAUCGGCCAGCGUUCUGCCACCAUGACCGCCGCUGCCUGCGCUGCCCUCCUCCACAAGGCUAACGGCACCUCUGUUAAGUUGGAUGACGCCAACGAGAUCACCACCAUCGGUAUUGAUGGAUCUGUCUUUGAGAAGUACCCCCACUUCUCCCACAGCAUGAUGGAUGCUUUGACCGAUAUCUUGGGCAAAGACCGUGCCUCCCGCAUCCGCUUGGAGCUCGCCCGUGAUGGUGGCUGCAUUGGUGCCGCCUUGGUCGCCAUGGUUUCCCACUCUGGCGGAGCCGUCUAA